Molecule: messenger RNA, 782 nt
Organism: Tachyglossus aculeatus (Australian echidna)
Lineage: Eukaryota; Metazoa; Chordata; Mammalia; Monotremata; Tachyglossidae
Gene: PRAP1
Product: proline rich acidic protein 1
Exons: 5
Coding region: 65-481 (138 amino acids)
Source: RefSeq, a predicted model, not a curated record
CCCGAUCCUCCAGCUCAGCAAGAGACCGCUCCGGAGAGACGUCACAGAGUGGGAAAACUCCACCAUGAAGAGCGGGUUGAUCUUUUUCACCGGUGUGUUUGUUCUAGUCCUGCAAGGAAACCAUGCAGUCCCCAAGUCGAAGGUCCUGUUGAACAAUGGAAAGGACAGCUCCUCUGAACAGGACACUAAUGAGCCAAUGGAUUUGAACCUAGAUCCACUGGAAAAAGACACCCUCAUGAAGGCAUUUUAUCCUGAAGUCCCGGCUUUCCAUGCCCUUACAGUUCCAGGUCCCGAGGAGGACCCCUUUUACCACUUACGUUCCCGGCUGGAUGGGCCUGAGGAAGAUAAGGACCAAAUCCACCACUCCGACAGCGGGGAAGAUGUCAUUCCGGAGACCGAGCCGCUGAGGGUUCUUCUUCAUGAGACCCUGUAUGGGCCCGAGAAAGACAGGGACCGGUUCUAUCACGCUGAAGACAACUAAGAAUCGGCUCCUCAAGUCCCAAGACUCUCUAGAAGAGAGCAAGCUGCUUUCUGCCUGCUUCCUCUUUUUUCCUAACCUGUCUGUUGUGUCUCCAAACCUCCUUUAAUACGGCAUCUUGGAAGGAUAAUGGCACUCUUCCUCAUCCCCAUCCCACCCCACCUCCCAUUCCCCUCUGGCCUGGUCCGUCUUUCUGGCCUGUUCAUUUCAGGACUAGAAUGCCGACCGUUUAGUACACUGCCUCAGCUUUCUGUAGAGCAGUGAGUUUCCUGCUGCUGCGGCUGAUGAUGAUGAUAAAGCUUCU